CAGUGAUCUGUACAGUAGAGGGAGAAAGAGCGUCACAGCAGACGUUGAAUUUCCGCAGAAGAAGAAGAAGGUCCCACUUUGAAAUGUUGUCAUGAGUGGAACUCAAAGAAGUUCGUUGUGUGGGAAUGGCUGCAGUUGGAAGCGGGUAGCCAUCAGUAAUGUCGUGGACCGAUCAGCGUCAGGGGAAGGUUGGAGACCUGAGGAACCAGAGCAGAGAAGAACUGCAGGAGCUGCUGCUGCGACAGGAAAAAAUCCUCUCCAAUAAGAGGUUAUUACAGACUCUUCCAGACAAAGGGAAAAAAAUUCAAGAUUUUGCAGACAACGUGCGUCUCGCCAUUGAACAGCGCAUCGAAGAGGAGAGGAGGCGAGAUUUACUGUCUGCUACAAGGAGCGAUUUACAAUCCAAGUACCAGCAAGCUUUCAGUUCGCAACAACGUGGAGUCACCUCAUCAGCACCUUCAUACCAAAAUGAGGAAGGAGAGGACUCACGAGGAACGGAAAGCACACCUGAUUUAGCACCAACGAAGAAAGAUGCCACUUUAGAAAAACAAAUGGACACAUCUGCUGCCGAACCCUCUGUUAAAUCUGAAGAGAUAAAAGAAAGUGAGCUAGUGGAAGCCCUGGACAGGGUCCAGGUAUCCGAGUCCAAUACUGGAAAGUCCAAAGAAGCCUUUAACAGCAAAGCAACAACCAAUUACUUUCUCCAAAAGCAAACACCAAAGAAGCCUCACUAUAUUGCUGUCCUGAAUAGAGGAGAGUCCUCUUUACAUGCCAUCAGGCAAAAAUUCAAACCAAAUCAGCUGCUCAACAGAAGUGACGUUUCAACGUCAGGAUCCUCGUCACCAGGUGAGCCCUCUGGAGAUGCAUCGCCGCUGUCCGCUCAGGCCAGGAGGGAGCAGGACAAGAAACACCUGGAUGAUGUCACUGCGGCCAAACUCCCUCCUCUUCAUCACAAUCCUGCCCAACUCCUGACCCUUGAAGAGUCCGCUGCCUUACUUGUAGAACACACCAGAAAGCAGCAGGAGUUGCAGGCCAAGCUGGCAGCCCAGAAACUGUCUGAGGGACUAAAAAUGUCGGUGGGGGGCUACAACCCUGACGGCGGCUCCAUGGGCGCCUACAGAGAGGUGCACGAUGAAGAAGCACAGCUUUCCUCAGAGGAGGACUGAUCCUGGAGGACCAGCUGAGGAAACCGUUGGCCCUUUGGCUCAAAGAUGCUUUGGACCUCACUAUGUGGAGCUCUCAUGCAUCUUAGCAUGAAGGAGAUGUGGAUAGACUGAGCUUAGCAAACUAAAUGUUAAGUUAGGAUGAUGGAUCUGUUUAGCUCAGGUCUUCUCAAGUUCUGUCAAGAUAACAGCUUCAGCUGAUCCAGAGUCUGUGAGGUUAAAUCCUAAAUUGGUUUUCUAAGUUGAAGUUUUCUUUUAAAAUUAAAAAAAUGCACUUCAAGUUGAUCAGCAGGUGGAACUGACUUUUUUGGGACAUUGUGACUGUUUACAGCUGUACCAGCAGACGUAAGCUGAAUAAAAACAUCUGACUUUGUGAAA
This is a messenger RNA of Oryzias latipes (Japanese medaka), 1541 nucleotides long. RefSeq names its product RNA polymerase II subunit M (gene polr2m). Gene Ontology annotation, cellular component: nucleus; intracellular anatomical structure. Gene Ontology annotation, biological process: transcription elongation by RNA polymerase II; intracellular signal transduction. Gene Ontology annotation, molecular function: transcription elongation factor activity. The record is from RefSeq and is a predicted model, not a curated record. Lineage: Eukaryota; Metazoa; Chordata; Actinopteri; Beloniformes; Adrianichthyidae.